Messenger RNA from Sinocyclocheilus rhinocerous, 1801 nucleotides. RefSeq names its product WD repeat domain 18 (gene wdr18). Gene Ontology annotation, biological process: rRNA processing; DNA-templated DNA replication. The record is from RefSeq and is a predicted model, not a curated record. Gene Ontology annotation, molecular function: protein binding. Gene Ontology annotation, cellular component: rixosome complex; nuclear pre-replicative complex. Lineage: Eukaryota; Metazoa; Chordata; Actinopteri; Cypriniformes; Cyprinidae. Bases 48 to 1343 code for a protein of 431 amino acids. The transcript is spliced from 10 exons.
CCCGCCCCUCGACGCCUUCCAAAAUAAUCGCGCUUUGUGUAUCCAACAUGUCGGCGCCCGUGGAGGUAGUUCUGUCUGCAGAUUCAGCGGGGCAGCUGUUUAACUGCGCGGUUUUCGACCCUCAUUCCGGGUCAGAAUUCUUGUCCUAUCGCGGGGGUAACACGUCCUCCAGGUCUUUAACAGUCCUGAACGGAGAAUACAUAUUAGGAGCUCAACUCGGCAAGAACUUCAUAAACGUGUGGGAGAUCCAAAGAAAGGACCAGCUACAGCAGAAGAUUGUGUGUCCUGGGAUCGUAACGUGUCUCUGUGCGUCUCCUGAUGGCCUCUAUGUCCUGGCAGGCAUUGCUGAAGCUAUAUACCUGUGGGAGAUGUCAACAGGAAAUUUGCUGGCUAUUUUGAGUCGACACUAUCAGGACGUGAGUUGCAUCCGUUUCACUGAUGACAGCAGUCAUUUUGUGUCAGGAGGGAAAGACAAUCUGGCUCUCAUAUGGAAUCUCUCCAGCGUUGUUCAGUUGGAUUCGUCCCGCACACCAGAACCGUGUCACAUUCUUUCCCGCCACUCCCUCCCCAUCACCGACAUCCACUGUGGCCUGAUGGGACCACAAGCCCGUGUUGCCACCGCAUCCCUGGACCAAACCGUUAAGGUCUGGGAAGUUUCCUCUGGGGAGAUGCUCCUGUCCGUCCUCUUCGACGUCGGCAUCAUGUCAGUGACCUUUGAUCCCUGCGAGUAUUUCCUAUUCUGCGGAGGCAGUGAUGGCAAUAUUUUUCAGGUGUCUCUCUGCAGCACGAGUUUAAGCCGGGAUAAAACCUUCCAGACAGACAGCGACGGCAAUCAGGUGUUCAAAGGACACAGAAAUCUGGUGACAUGUCUGUCUGUGUCCAUGGACGGGACCCUCCUGCUGUCCGGCUCCAAUGACGAGACUGUCAGGAUGUGGGACGUUCAGAGCAAGCAGUGCAUAUGGUCCAUCAACCACAAGGGUCACGUGACCAAUGCUGUUAUCAUACCAGCACCUGCCAACAUGUUCCUUGCUGACAGUCAUCCAGCCGUCCCACUGCCACGGUUCAGUCGCCACCUGAACCCCUCUGAGCAGGGUGACGGCACGGGCUCCGGAGGCAUGUGUCUGAGACUGGGAGCCAGCACACAGGAGCGAGAGGGGACGUAUUUGGAGAAAGCAGACGAGCUCUACUCUCUGAUGUGUGCUGUCACUGACAAGAGUGUGUUUGGUGAUGGGGAGAACACUAAAGUUCGAGUGUCUGAACUGGAGGAGGAGGUGAAGACCCUGAAGAAGAUCAAUAAAGAUCUGUAUGAGUUCUCCACUCAGCUCCUGACCAAACCCAACUAGAAGAGCUUCCAGCUGCAGAGGUCCUCCGGCAGAACAGUCGGAUCAGAACGAGAGAAAAAUGCAUAAAAAUGGACUGUUCUUUUCUGCCCUAUUUUUAUGUCCUAAGGGCAAGAUUUUUUUUUCACAUCCUUCUCAAAAUAAGCACAAAGAUCCGGAGGUAUAUUUGUAGUGUGUUUAUGUGGUGACAUUUACUUUCUGUAUUAUUGUAGGCAUAAACUUCAAUUAUUUGGUGUUUUUUAUUAAAAAUAAUUUUGACCUGUACACUUCAUUAAAAAAAAAAGUUGCCAAAAAAUUGACACGUGUGACAUUUGAAUCAUUUUUCAGCCUCUUUAUUGUCAUUCCAACCAGCACAUAAGUCACAGAUCUGUAAAAAGAUUAAAAAUACUAAUAAAAGACAAUUACGGAUGAUGCAUGUACCUAAAAAUUAUUUUUAUUUAUUGUUACCAACCUUUGAGAAC